This is a messenger RNA of Encephalitozoon hellem ATCC 50504, 156 nucleotides long. Its product is annotated as DNA directed RNA polymerase. Gene Ontology annotation, molecular function: zinc ion binding; DNA binding; DNA-directed RNA polymerase activity. Gene Ontology annotation, biological process: DNA-templated transcription. Gene Ontology annotation, cellular component: RNA polymerase III complex; RNA polymerase II, core complex; RNA polymerase I complex. The record is from RefSeq and is a predicted model, not a curated record. The transcript has a single exon. The coding region runs from base 1 to 156 and encodes 51 amino acids. NCBI's taxonomy places the organism in Eukaryota, Fungi, Microsporidia, Unikaryonidae.
AUGAACCAAGAGCAGAAGGUCUUUACAUACGUGUGCAUACAGUGCCCGUCGCUGAGAGAGCUAAAGCUCAAGGACCCCAUCAGAUGCACAGAGUGUGGAAACAGAGUUCUUCGAAAGAAAAGGACGGAUGAGGUGGUGCAGCUCGAUGCAGUCUAA